Messenger RNA from Arctia plantaginis, 447 nucleotides. The record is from the annotation of a GenBank genome assembly. Lineage: Eukaryota; Metazoa; Arthropoda; Insecta; Lepidoptera; Erebidae.
AUGGAGGUCUUUGUAACAAGAGCAAGUGCGGGCAAGGCUCGUAACAGAACAAGAAACCCCGAGAAUUGGAAAGCUAAUAUUGCAAAGAAGAAAAGGUACAUGCCAAAGAAAGGACCAGAACCAAUAAUCUGUUCACAUAAAAAUGAACAUCUAAAAUGUUCAAGUUUAACAAUGACUGAUAUUAUGAAUUUUCACAGUUCGUUUUAUUCCUCAAAUAAACGGAGUGAACAAGAUGCUUUGAUACUGAAGUGCUGUAAAACGCAGAAGGCAAAAAUAACCGAUGUUGAGAAAUUGUUGGCAAAACAUUUUGGAUUAGAAUGGCAAGAAAGAGAAGAUUUACAAUUUUACUUAGGUAUUAUUAGAGGGCCAUUUGCUGAAGGAAAUCAAGAUUUAGAAAAAAGUUUUUGUGAAGCGAUAUCAGAAGAAUCACCAGUAUUAAGAAUAUAA